Messenger RNA from Cygnus olor (mute swan), 2270 nucleotides. It is a transcript of the gene RAX, whose product is annotated as retina and anterior neural fold homeobox. The record is from RefSeq and is a predicted model, not a curated record. Gene Ontology annotation, biological process: positive regulation of transcription by RNA polymerase II. The transcript has 3 exons. The coding region runs from base 1 to 957 and encodes 318 amino acids. NCBI's taxonomy places the organism in Eukaryota, Metazoa, Chordata, Aves, Anseriformes, Anatidae. Gene Ontology annotation, molecular function: RNA polymerase II cis-regulatory region sequence-specific DNA binding; DNA-binding transcription factor activity, RNA polymerase II-specific.
AUGCACCCGCCCGGCGCCCCGCUCGCCAUGGCCGAGGGCGCCUUCUCGCUGUCGGCUCCGGCGGCGCGCAGCCCCGGGGGGAACCCGUCGAGGCUGCACAGCAUCGAGGCCAUCCUGGGCUUCACCAAGGAGGACGGCCUCCUCGGCCCCUUCCCGCCCGACGGCGGCGCCGGCAGCGCCAAGGAGGCGGACAGGCGGGGUCCCCGGCACGGCCUCCCCAAGAUGCCCGGGGAGCCGCCGCCGGCCGAGCGGCAGGGCCGCGCCGAGCGCUUCCAAGAGCCGUACUGCCCCGGCAGCGCCAGCCCCGAGCUGCCCGCCGGCGGCGGCGAGGGGAAGCCGUCGGACGAGGAGCAGCCCAAGAAGAAGCACCGGCGGAACCGCACCACCUUCACCACCUACCAGCUCCACGAGCUGGAGCGCGCCUUCGAGAAGUCCCACUACCCCGACGUGUACAGCCGCGAGGAGCUGGCCAUGAAGGUCAACCUGCCCGAGGUCCGCGUGCAGGUGUGGUUUCAGAACAGACGGGCCAAGUGGCGGCGGCAGGAGAAGCUGGAGGUGACCUCUAUGAAGCUUCAGGACUCACCUAUACUCUCCUUCAACCGCUCAUCGCAGGCGACCCCCAUGGGCCCCCUCAGCAGCAGCCUGCCCCUGGAGACAUGGCUCAGCCCACCCGUGCCCAGCGGCACAGCCCUGCAGAGCCUGCCUGGCUUCGUGGCCUCUCCACAGAGCCUGCCUGGCAGCUACACGCCACCGCCCUUCCUGAACUCUCCAGCCGUGACCCACGCACUGCAGCCCCUGGGGGCAAUGGGGCCACCGCCGCCUUACCAGUGCGGGGCCACCUUUGUGGACAAGUUCCCCUUGGACGAGGCGGACCCACGCAACACCAGCAUUGCUGCCUUGCGGAUGAAGGCCAAGGAGCACAUCCAGUCCAUCGGCAAACCCUGGCAGACGAUCUGAGCUCCCUCUUCCAGCACCUGGGACAAAAGCACUGGGAAGGCUGGUACCGGGAUGCCCAAGGGAUGCCCUUGACCCGCUCUGGCUCCCCUGGACGAGGACCUGACAACGGAGGGCUGUCCCUCACACCAGCUGUUUCCCCAUGCCCUGGCUUGCUUUGUAUUUUGUGGUCUUUUUAAUCUCCUUUUCCACAUACCCUGCGGAGUUAGGGGUCAGAUCAUAGCUUAGGAAAAAAAUGUCUUUCGUUCUCCCUUCUUGGCUGGAUGCUUUAGUUGCAAUAAAAGCUGAAGUAGGGCGAAGAGCGGCGUAGGGUGGCUGGGAACCAAGGCCUGUGUGAUCUGGGGAGGGUUUUGUGUUUGCACCAUUAAAUGGCACAACUGGUGUGAAGGCUGUGCGUUGAGUGUCUGCACAAGGGGGUUGCCCAGGCCAGGCCCUCUGCUGCCUCUGGCAUGCGGUGGGGAGCGGCAGGCCUGGCCGUGGCCCUCUCCCUCCUUGCAGCCCAGCCUUGCUGGGGGUCUCCUGCUGCCCCCUGCCCCUGGCUGUGGUGGCUUCCCUCAGCCACUGCUGGGGGCUCUGACGUGGCCAGAGAUGUGGUCCCAUGGUGGGCACACACCCAGCCAGUGGCUCCAUGCUCUGCAAAGAGUGGCCGGGGUCCACCAGGGCCCAGCUGCAGCGUUACCGCACUCAGCAGGGCAGCCCCGAGGCCGGAUGGGGUUUGCUGCCCCCACCCUGGGCUGCCGGCCCACGACACCACCUCAGAGAAGGGUCUGGCAGGUCCUGCAGGCCCCUGGCUCCUCAGCCCAGCCGCUGCGUGGGGGCUGGUUGGGGCAGCUGGCUUGGCAAGGCUGGGGUGCUGGCAAGGCGCUGGGCCACGCUCACCCCCCACUGCACAGCACCCUUCCCGAGCUGCCUAAACUAAAUCUGCGGCAUCUUUAUUUUCCAUCGUCUCUGUUACUGCCCGUAAUGGGGCUGAGAAGCUGUAAUGAAACACCCCUUCUCCUCCACUGGGCACGGGGCGCUCUGCACACUCUGGAGGUUGUGGCAAUUAACGUUUCUCAUUAGGGAAGGGAGAAGGAUGCACAAGCGCCCUCAUUGUGUCCUGGGGAUGAUUCAAUGCAGGCUGGGAGACCUCUCCUUUCACCAUUUCCCACUCGUUGUGGCCAGACAAAGGCUGGCUUCUAAUUAUAUUUUCACAAUCUGUGCGUAUCUUUAAGAGUCCUGUCAGAAACAAGUAUGUCAGCUUUGUUCAGCUUCACUUCAGGGAGCUUUUUAACCUCAGACAGCAGUUUCUAAACAUCCCUUCACAGCCUCCUCCA